Messenger RNA from Orussus abietinus, 632 nucleotides. RefSeq names its product 60S ribosomal protein L35a (gene RpL35A). Gene Ontology annotation, cellular component: cytosolic large ribosomal subunit; ribosome. Gene Ontology annotation, biological process: ribosomal large subunit biogenesis; cytoplasmic translation. The transcript has 4 exons. The coding region runs from base 136 to 576 and encodes 146 amino acids. NCBI's taxonomy places the organism in Eukaryota, Metazoa, Arthropoda, Insecta, Hymenoptera, Orussidae. The record is from RefSeq and is a predicted model, not a curated record. Gene Ontology annotation, molecular function: structural constituent of ribosome.
GCUAUGUAUAAAUAACAAGUGGACCGCGAAGAAAGUCACAAAGUGGCUCUUUUACAUCAAAUCAGGGAUAAAUAACAUGUUUUUGGAACAUAAGCGCGUAUCAUUUCGUGAGAAAUACUAGAUUCUUUAAACGGAAUGGCGGACGCAGUAGCAGCCCCGAAGUCCAAAGUAAAGACUCCCAAAAAGUCUAAAGAAAAACCUACGGAGCCUGUUCCUCUAAAGAAGAGACCUUUCAAAAGGCAUGGACGACUUUAUGCCAAAGCCAUUUUCACUGGAUACAAACGAGGCCUACGUAAUCAACAUGAGCACACCGCCCUCCUUAAAAUAGAAGGGGCUAGAACUAAACGAGACUCCGACUUCUAUAUUGGAAAGCGUUGUGUCUAUGUCUAUAAGGCAAAAAAUAAGACGCCAGUUCCAGGAAAAACUACAAAGAAAACGAAAGUAAGGGCUAUCUGGGGAAAGGUGACCCGUCCCCAUGGUACCAGUGGUUCUGUGAGAGCUAAAUUUAAGAGAAAUCUGCCAGCAAAAGCUAUGGGACACCGCAUCAGGAUUAUGCUGUACCCCAGUCGCAUAUAGAACUUCCCUGUAAAAUAUAAAUAAAUGCCUUUUUGGUACCAAAUUGUUAUAUUGUA